GGAGGCUCUGUGGUUGGAUCUCCUCUACUGAAGGGUUUUGUCGCUGGCUAUGUGGUGGCCAAGCUGCGCUCCUCUGCCAUCCUAGGAGUACUGCUGGGAACGCUCACCGGCAUUUACGCAGCUCAGAACCAUCAGGUGCCCAACAUUGAGAUGACCAUCAGAGAGUACAUGAACAGCCUGAAAAAGGGGCCCAAAUAAGCAGAAUUGACAUUAAUUUUAUUUAUUUAUUAUUUUUAAUGGCCUAAACUGGAAUGAGGACAUGCUGUCGCACCUGCUGGCUUUACAAGACUCUAUUCAAGAUUUUGAUUUUCUUUUGGAUUGUGGUUACAAUCUGUGACUGGAAUUUCACUUGGGACUCAAAUAUACCUUUUUAUUAGUUUUACUUUAAUGUUGCUGUUACCUUUUUCUGAAAGUUCCAUCAUCAACACUGUACAGAACAUGGUGCCUACUGCAUUUAUCUAGACCUCUUGUUUACCAGAGCAGCUAUUUGAAGUCAGAUUUUGAAGUGUUCCUGCGAAGAGUUCCGUGCCAUCGUAUCUAUAUUUCUCUCUUAGUUAAAAUUUGUUCUAAUAAUGUUUUCAAGGUUAAAAAAACAGAGAAAUGUAAAGUAAAAUUUCAAGGUGUUUCGUUGAGGAUGAUUGUGAUUGAAAACGUGGGGCUCAGCUCCCCAGCUUGUAUUAAAGCGCCAUGGUUGAACAGGAUAAAGUGGGGUUUCCUCUUGGGGCUCAUGGUUCUUAUUUAUGGCUCUCACGCGCCACUCAUCACCCUCACCAAAGUAGACGGCCACGUCCCCUUCAGUGCCUCCUCAUGUGUUGUCAUGAUCGAGUUGGUGAAGCUCUUAAUCUCUCUGCUGAGUCUUUUGCUGGCUGGAGGUACAUCUGCCUUGUGUAGACCUCCGGAUGUUCUCUCAGUUGCUCCCUACGCCGUCCCUGCUGCACUUUAUUCCCUAAACAACAACUUGGUUGUUUUAAUGCAGGCCUACAUGGAUCCGAGCUCAUUCCAGAUACUUUCCAACCUUAAAAUAGCCUCGACUGCGCUGCUGUACUCCCUCUGUCUGAGAAAGAGGCUGCGGCCUGCUCAGUGGCUAGGUCUGGGGCUUCUUGUGGCUGCAGGGGUAUCUCACAGCUACAACACCCUGGAUCUGGUGGACCCUGAAGGGGCUGAAGUCAAGGAGGGUCUUCAUAUCACAGCUUGGGGUCUUUUUCUUGUGCUUGUUUACUGCUGCGUGUCAGGACUGGCAGCUGUUUACACCGAAAGGGUCCUGAAGAGCCAGAGGUUGCCCCUCAGCUUGCAGAAUUUCUACCUCUACGUGUUUGGCGUGGCCAUCAACGUGCUGUCGUCUCUCACGUCUUUAACAAGCAACAAAAGCUUCCUGGAGGGUUUCUCUGGGGUGGUUUGGGUCAUCGUCGCCGGGCAAGCAGCGAAUGGGCUCCUGAUGUCUGUGGUCCUCAAACACGGCAGCGGGAUCACCAGGCUGUUUGUCAUCUCCUCCUCCAUGCUCGUGAAUGCUCUGCUGUCAUGGGCCAUGUUAGGUUUGCAGCUUUCAACGUCUUUCCUGCUGCCUGUCUCUAUGAUCGGACUGGCAGCUUAUCUGUACUACAGAUAGCAGAGAAAUUAAGGA
Messenger RNA from Oryzias melastigma (Indian medaka), 1621 nucleotides. It is a transcript of the gene slc35a4, whose product is annotated as solute carrier family 35 member A4. Gene Ontology annotation, molecular function: pyrimidine nucleotide-sugar transmembrane transporter activity. The record is from RefSeq and is a predicted model, not a curated record. Gene Ontology annotation, biological process: pyrimidine nucleotide-sugar transmembrane transport. Lineage: Eukaryota; Metazoa; Chordata; Actinopteri; Beloniformes; Adrianichthyidae. Gene Ontology annotation, cellular component: Golgi membrane.